GCGCCGCGGUCGCGGGCUGCUGACGUGAGCGGCCGUGCUGGGGGCCGCGGGUGCGGGGGGCCAUGGCGGUGGACAUCACGCUGCUGUUCCGGGCCAGCGUCAAGACCGUGAAGACGCGCAAUAAAGCGCUGGGCGUGGCGGUGGGCGGCGGGGCGGACGGCAGCCGCGACGAGCUGUUCCGCCGGAGCCCGCGGCCCAAGGGCGACUUCUCCAGCCGGGCCCGGGAAGUGAUUUCGCACAUUGGCAAGCUGAGAGAUUUCCUUCUGGAGCACAGGAAGGAUUACAUCAACGCUUACAGCCAUGUCAUGUCUGAAUAUGGGAGGAUGACGGACACAGAGCGAGACCAGAUAGACCAGGACGCCCAGACGUUCAUGAGGACCUGCUCGGAAGCAAUCCAGCAACUCAGGACACAAGCCCACAGGGAGACGCACUCGCAGCAAGUGAAGGAGCACAGGAGCGCGGUCCUGGACUUCGUCGAGGACUACCUAAAAAGAGUCUGUAAACUCUACUCAGAGCAAAGGGCCGUCCGUGUCAAGCGCGUGGUGGACAAGAAGAGACUGUCCAAGCUGGAACCAGAGCCAAAUACCAGGACAAGGGAAUCCAGCUCUUCUGAGAGAGCUUCCCAGAGCUCUUUAAAAGACUCUGAAGAAAAAUCCAUCAUUGAGGACUAUCCAGAAAAGAUUCCCGCUGACACGCAGCCUGAGCUGGGGACCUGGGGAGAUGGCAAAGGUGAUGACGAAUUAUCCCCAGAAGAAAUACAGAUGUUUGAACAGGAAAACCAGCGCCUGAUUGGCGAGAUGAACAGCCUGUGUGACGAGGUGAGGCAAAUUGAAGGGAAAGUGGUUGAAAUUUCCAGACUCCAGGAGAUAUUCACGGAGAAGGUUUUACAACAGGAGGCCGAGAUUGACAACAUCCACCAGCUUGUGGUUGGGGCAACUGAGAACAUCAAGGAGGGCAACGAGGACAUCAGAGAGGCCAUCAAGAACAAUGCCGGCUUCCGCGUGUGGGUGCUCUUCUUCCUGGUGAUGUGCUCCUUCUCCUUGCUCUUCCUCGACUGGUACGACAGCUAGCCGGCCGCCGCGGAGCGUGGCACGAGGGCUGACAGACACGCUCCCGACAGACACCAGGCCUGAGGCGCGCAGUCCCCAGGCGGGCCGGGGAUGGGGGCGGCCCCUCGUUCCUUGCGGCUUCCUCUCUGCCCGAGCCAGAUGCCGCCCAGUGCGCCCCGUCAGUGCAGUCAGUGCCGCUGUGGGUGGCGGGGAGCUCGGGCCUGGCUGCUGCCCCAACACCCUCCUGCCCCUGGCCCGUGCACCAACCCUGGAAGCAGACCUGGACGCCCCCUGGGAUGGAAGCGCAGGACCCACCCCGCCCUGCCGGCCACAGGCUGCAGACAGCCCCAGGAAGCCACAGGGUCCCGGGGUGUGUUCGCAGAGGGAACAUGUCGGGUUCCGUGUGGACAGUCAAUAAAGCGCAGCCGGCAGCCACCCGCUCCCUCAUGGUGCCCGCCGGGCGUGUGCACGGUCAGGAAACAGCCAUGGGGCUGCCCCCAACCACCGCGCUCGUUUGCAAAAUCAGGCACUAGUAGAGCGACACCGACACGCUGGCCGGGAACACCGGCUGGAAACGCGGGCAGAAUCGUGACUCUUCCCCGGGUCAUCGUCGUCCACUCUUGGUUUACCUGACAGUUCUGCCCGGUUUGCUAGUUGUGCUGCCAGCCUUGCUGCCUCACGUCUAAGGGGCAGUGGCGUCUGUGCGCAGGGUGCCGUCCCCUGGCUUCCGAGCAUCACAGCUCCCCUUUUCCACCGAGCUAAGCAGGGCCGUGGGUGCAAACUCAUGCCCAGGAGCAGUGCACAGAGGGCCAGUGGGUCUUCCUCCCUCACACCUCAGCAGACCCCACCCCCGCCCCGUCCAGAGCCCUGCC
This is a messenger RNA of Talpa occidentalis (Iberian mole), 1921 nucleotides long. RefSeq names its product syntaxin 18 (gene STX18). Gene Ontology annotation, molecular function: SNAP receptor activity. The record is from RefSeq and is a predicted model, not a curated record. The coding region runs from base 63 to 1070 and encodes 335 amino acids. Gene Ontology annotation, cellular component: SNARE complex; membrane; endoplasmic reticulum. Lineage: Eukaryota; Metazoa; Chordata; Mammalia; Eulipotyphla; Talpidae. Gene Ontology annotation, biological process: retrograde vesicle-mediated transport, Golgi to endoplasmic reticulum; intracellular protein transport. The transcript is spliced from 11 exons.